Uranotaenia lowii is the source of this 2298-nucleotide messenger RNA. RefSeq names its product autophagy-related protein 13 homolog. Gene Ontology annotation, cellular component: Atg1/ULK1 kinase complex; phagophore assembly site; cytosol. The transcript has 5 exons. NCBI's taxonomy places the organism in Eukaryota, Metazoa, Arthropoda, Insecta, Diptera, Culicidae. Bases 134 to 1684 code for a protein of 516 amino acids. Gene Ontology annotation, biological process: protein localization to phagophore assembly site; mitophagy; piecemeal microautophagy of the nucleus. The record is from RefSeq and is a predicted model, not a curated record.
GCUUUCCUCAGUAAUCGAGGCCUGGUUCGAUUCUUUCGUGUUGGCGCGAGUGAAAUGCUGCGGGAAGCCGUGAUUUAUUGGUGAAAUUUUGUGAUUAUUGUGUUGUCAAGAGAAGAAAAGUGAAAAUCAAACAAUGGCGAGCCAGAUGAUGGGAAAUAUUCUGGACAAAGCCAGCUGGGAGAAGUUUGUGAAAAUACUGGCCAUGAAAUCGGCCCAGCUGAUCGUACAGGCGCGACUGGUCGAAAAACUCAAAACCGAGUGCAAUCCCAAGUCAUCCGGAAACGAUUGGUUCAACAUCGCCAUCGUCGAUCAGCCGGAAAUACUCGCCGAAACCAGAAAAGCGCUUCAGAUCAGCCAGCAUGAAUCGAUCAUUGCUCGGCUGCCGCUGUGCGUAGAAAUAUCCCUUCAAACCGUCGAAGGGGAUAAUAUGAUAUUGGAAGUGUGGUCACUAACGGUUCAAACAGAACAGUGCGAUCUACAAACGCGAGGCACCCACGCCAUCUACAACCGUAUGGGAUUGCUGCUGAAGUCGCUGCUAUCGGUGACCAGAGCAACGCCCGCCUACAGACUUUCGCGUCGCCAGAGCGCCGAUUCGUAUCACAUUUUCUAUCGGAUUUAUAUCGGUGAACCGCAGACCCAUCAGUUGGGCGAUGGUCACAAGCAGAUACGCGUCGGACAGUUGUGCACCCCGAUCGGAACGCUAGCCAUGGCCGUAGCCUACCGCACCAAGAUGACGAUUUCGCCCACGCAAACCGGCCGGGAUCAGACGAUUAUGCUGAAGAGCGACCACUUCCUCAAGGACAUUAGCCCGAAGCACCUUCGCUUCAACUAUAACAAAAAAUGUGAAAAGAAAAUUAUCGACCUGGACAAACCGAUGCGCUGUGGAGCCUUCGUGGACCCGUCCCGGGUCAAGCAGUACACCGAGGAGGAUUUUAUCCUACCAGAAACGCCACCGUUUCACUGGUUGCUCCCGAAACCCAAGGACGAUACCAGCUCCAUCAAGAGCGGAAACGACGAGGACCGCCAGUCGAUCAAUUCACCCACGACGGUGACGGCACCGGUCCCAGUUCCGGCGUCCCUCGGCGUCUCCGAUGAGAAUUCGUCCAACAAUGCCAACACAGUCAACAACAACAACCUCAGCAGCAACAACAGCCAGAAGGGAUCGUUCGAAUCGGCCGGCCCCAUGAACUUCCGGUUGUCCCAGUCGCCCAAAAGUGCUGGAGAGCCGGCGGCUACAGUGAGAGGUGCCGCCACCGGAUCAAAUUCCGGUUCACCACCGGCUUCGCUGGGAGGAGGAGAGUUCCGGAGAUCUUCCCGCUGGUCCAUCCGACAAACUGGACCCGAGGAUGAGCGGUUGCUAAAGGAGUUGCACUUUCCCUUCGCCGCCACGAACUCCCCGAUGGGUGAUCUGGCAAAGUUCUAUCGCGAAUGCUCGAACGCCCCACCACUGCAGGAGUUCAAUCAGCUGUCGAACGUGAUCAGCAAUGUCGACGACGAGGAGGCGGCCAAUGCCGAUGAUGCCGGCCGGAUAUUGACCGGUGCCGAUACGGUCGAAACCGAUGAGGAUGAGGCCGCCGUCGACGAUCUGACCCGGCAGUUGCAGCAGUUCGAAACGUCGCUGCCGGAGUUCGAAACCCUGGUCACCUCACUCUGCCAAUCGGUCGACAACAAUUCCAACAGUUAGGCGACUGAGGCCUAUUAAAAGGGGCCCUUUGGGAGGACCUCAUUUGGUAAAUGAUCCAGAAGACUGCAUCAGUAGGCGUUGCGCUCCUUGUUGUUAUACUUGUGUAAAAAACUUGUUAUCAAUCUCAUCGUCGUCGGCAUCAUCGUCGCAUAGUAGGCGCAGAUCGUUCGACAACGGGGGAUUUUCUUUGUAUCGUUUUUCGCCCUCCAGAUGGGUGGAAAACGCACGACUGAUUGAUGAUAUUCAUCUCUAAUUAAUAAGAUAAACCAAUGUUUUUUUCUGUUUAUUCUCUACCCCGUAUGAUGUUAGGAAUUCAGUAUAACUUUAGGCAUUAGGCAGUUUAACGCUAGGGAAAAUCACUGAUAAACGAUUGUACCAUCAAACUGCACACGGAUCGAGGGAAUCCAAUUUUGUCAAAGAAAAAACCCAAAAACUCAACCAAAUCAAAAAAUUAACCCUCAAUCCCGAACAGUCUGCCGGUACAAUCGAUCAGUCGAAUGGUUUCGAUUACAUUUAAUUUUAAUCAUAUUUUGUGGGUCAGGCUCAAAUUGUGUAUUGUCGCUAGUCUAGCGAAAUGCCGAAAAGAACAAGUUGGUUAGAGGUAGACAUACAAA